Molecule: messenger RNA, 2205 nt
Organism: Penicillium malachiteum
Lineage: Eukaryota; Fungi; Ascomycota; Eurotiomycetes; Eurotiales; Aspergillaceae
Product: putative APSES transcription factor (MbpA)
Exons: 3
Coding region: 1-2205 (734 amino acids)
Cellular component (GO): MBF transcription complex; SBF transcription complex
Molecular function (GO): protein binding; DNA binding; transcription coactivator activity
Source: RefSeq, a predicted model, not a curated record
AUGUCCAACGGUGCACGAGGUAGCUUUGGAGGCUACGAUCAGUCUCAUGAUUAUGGCUCUACGAUGUCUUACCAGGAGGAAUACAAGCCACAGAUUUAUCGAGCCGUUUAUUCCAAUAUUUCGGUAUAUGAGAUGGAAGUCAAUGGGGUCGCCAUUAUGAAACGUCGCCACGAUUCAUGGUUGAACGCAACCCAGAUCCUGAAAGUCGCCGGUGUUGUCAAGGCUCGCCGAACAAAAACAUUGGAGAAAGAGAUUGCAGCUGGUGAACAUGAAAAAGUACAGGGUGGAUAUGGUAAAUAUCAAGGUACAUGGGUAAACUACCAGAGAGGUCUGGAUUUAUGUCGAGAAUACAAUGUAGAGGAGUUGCUACGACCGCUGCUUGAGUAUGAUACGAGCCCCGAUGGGCCUGGUGGUCCCACACAAGGACUGGUGGAUACACCGACUAAGGAGCAAGCAAUGGCUGCUCAGCGCAAACGAUUGUACAGUGGCGCUGAGAACCGAAGCUCAUCCCAGCCACAGCAGGGCACUUUCUUCCAAAAUAUCUCACGCACAGCCGCAACUGCAGUGAACGCUAUUAGCAAAGCUCGGUUCGAUUCCCCGAGUUCAAACAGCAGACGCCCCAGUGUCAUCCGCAAACCAUCACACCAAAUGAGCAGUCAGGAAUCAUCACAAAUGGCUUUCAGUCAACAGAGCAUGUACAAUAUGUCAGACAGUGGCUUUAGCAGUCUACAGAAUCGCUACUUGGCACAUGAUGACAAUGACGACCUCGCCGAACCACCUCGCAAGCGUGUUCGCUCUUCUUCACAUCAUGGUCCAUCGAUUGGACUACCCCGAGAGCCAUCUAAUCUAUCUAUGCAUGAACCUACUCCCACCGAACCAAACGACUCCUUCUACCAAGACAUGGAUCUCCCACCACCACCACCCAUGGAUGACGGUCAAAAACGUGGUGUCGAAGCUCUGGGUCCAGCCACCACUCCAGGAAAUUUCCAAAAAAUGAAGUUGAUAAUGACUUUGUUCCUUGACAAGCGCAUCAAAGACUUCAGCAAUCACCCCGCUCUCUUACAGUUGUCAGGUGCAGAUCUCGAGAUCCCACUUGAUGAAUACCGGAACAACGCUCUCCACUGGGGAGCUAUGCUGGCACGCAUGCCUCUGAUUCAGGCACUGGUUGCAAAGGGAGUUAACGUUGCGCGGGUCAAUGGUGCUGGUGAGACUGCGUUGCAAAAGUCAGUGGGGACGAGAAAUAACCUCGACUACCGAAGCUUCUCGCGAUUGCUCCAAGUCCUUGCCCCAACUAUUGAUAUGGUCGACUACAGUGGUCGUACAAUUCUGCAUCAUAUUGCGGUCAUGGCAGCGACAGGUGGCGGAGGACAUGUCUCUGCAAAGCACUACCUGGAAUGUCUGCUGGAAUUUAUUGUUCGACACGGCGGAAUCACGUCCAAUGCCAAUGGUGACCAGGCGCAAAAUGGAUCCCAAGGCAACGAUGUUAUCUCUCUCGGCCGCUUCAUCUCAGAGAUCGUCAACCUGCGCGACGACCAGGGUGAUACCGCCCUGAACCUUGCAGGCCGAGCACGCUCAGUCCUUGUUCCACAACUGCUGGAGGUUGGAGCCGAUCCUCAUAUUCCGAACCACACUGGUCUUCGACCCGCUGAUUACGGCGUUGGAGUUGAUAUGGCUGAUGGGAAUGCCCAGUCGCAGGGAGCCGAAGGUCGGGGUGAUACCUUUAUUGACCAGCUGGCAAAAUCGAAGAAGGAGAUUCUUGAUGCGACGGUGUCCCAAAUUAGUGCAAUGGUAGAAGAAGCCCUGGGAGGGAUCGACCGAGAGUUAUCCUCGAACUUGACCCAAAAACAAGAAAAAUUUAAUCACUGGCAUGGCAAGAUCCGGGAGUCCGCAAAGGCUCGUCAGAUCGAGCAAAAGGAGUUUGAUGAAUUGAGACGGAAAAGCACCGAACGAGUAGAACUGGAGCGACGAAUUAAGAAUCUGGAACGUUCCUCUGACAGCUUGGUGGCGACUUUGAAGGCCACACCCGACGUGGACUCCUCUCACGUCACUUUCGUUGGUGAUGCAGAUCAGGAUUCGGGCGUGGACGUUGGAUCAUUCGAUGCUCUAUUCCCAGAUACCUUCGACCCAUCAACCGGGUUCUCCGAAAAAGCAAGUUCAACUUCUGGCCUCAUUAAAUUCUCCGGAUGUGCUCAAGACUCGUCUUAA